Messenger RNA from Harmonia axyridis, 4505 nucleotides. RefSeq lists its product as uncharacterized. Gene Ontology annotation, molecular function: pseudouridine synthase activity; RNA binding. The coding region runs from base 415 to 2106 and encodes 563 amino acids. The transcript has 11 exons. NCBI's taxonomy places the organism in Eukaryota, Metazoa, Arthropoda, Insecta, Coleoptera, Coccinellidae. Gene Ontology annotation, biological process: pseudouridine synthesis. The record is from RefSeq and is a predicted model, not a curated record.
GAGCGCUCCGUCGCCAGUUCUCCGCCGACGUUCGCAGGAGAUGCUCCUGCUGAAACGCGCGCCAAUGGCACAUCUCACGUGCUCUAUGCGUUUUGUUUGAUAACAAUCCUACUUUGUGCGCUUCCAUUCGAAUAGACCGUCUAUUUUUGCGCGUUGCUCGCAGGAUUUUUUGUGAUUUGUUCGGACGUCUUUCGUGGUCUAUACAUCAGCAGGAUUUUACGGUGCAUCUAGGAAUCGGAAUAAUCUCCAAGCAGGAAAUGAACAAAGGUUAUUCGGAUAACCGAUCCGCCACGUGAUCGAUCCUCUCGAGAGCGAUCGAGCGAACGGAAGUGCAUUUUUCGGAAUGCCCGUGCGGUAAUCGAGUUUGUGAUUUCGACUUAAUUUCGUGGUGUGCAAACACAGGACUGCCAAGCGAUGCAGCACCACCCCAGACCGUGGUAUCUGCCUUGGGGUGUGCCGAUGCAGAAGAUGAUGGCUGUCCAUUACCAUCCAGGCUCCCUGCAGCCCUUUCCACAGAUCAUACUGACGAGGCUGCCCCCGACUCCGCUCGCGACGCUUGGAAGCUUUGGCACACAGCCGUCAAUACGUCAGCCCAGAGAGAAAUGUUGUGGCGAACAAGACACAACGAAAAACUUCACAGAAAAAAGGAGGGCAGAUGAUGAACUCUCCAAGAAAGACCUCAAAAAGGCAAAACUAGAGACAAAAGCUCUGAAAGCCAAAAGACCAGGAUUCACAGAUGACCGUUACGACGAAACAUCUUAUUACAUUGAAAAUGGUUUACGUAAAGUCUACCCCUAUUAUUUCACAUUUACGACCUUCACCAAGGGCAGAUGGGUAGGGGAGAAGAUUCUUGACGUAUUCGCAAGAGAGUUCAGGGCACAUCCUGCCGAGGAAUAUGAGAGGUGUAUACAAGCAGGCACGCUGACUGUCAACUAUAAGAAAGUCUCGACCGACUACAAGUUGAAACACAAUGAUCUGCUCGCUAAUAUUGUUCACAGACAUGAGGUGCCAGUUACAAGUCAACCAGUCACGAUAGUUCAUAUGGAUGAAGAUUUAGUGGUGGUCAAUAAACCAGCUUCUAUUCCUGUCCAUCCGUGUGGGAGAUACAGACACAAUACAGUCGUGUUUAUCCUUGCCAAAGAAUUCAAUUUGAAAAACCUCAGGACAAUCCAUCGACUGGACAGGCUAACCAGUGGCCUCUUGAUGUUUGGACGUUCUCCAAAAAAAGCCAGAGAGAUGGAACAUCAGAUACGCAACAGGCUGGUCCAGAAGGAGUAUGUCUGUAAGGUUGAAGGGGAAUUCCCAGAUGGAAUGAUUGAAUGCAGCGAGCCAAUCGAGGUUAUCAGUUACAAAAUCGGUGUUUGUAAAGUUUCACCGAAUGGAAAAACUUGCAGUACUUUCUUCCAACGGUUAGGAUUCGAUGGGGAAAAUAGUAUUAUUUUAUGUAGGCCAAAAACUGGAAGGAUGCAUCAGAUUCGUGUGCAUCUUCAGUAUUUAGGAUAUCCGAUCGUGAACGAUCCGUUGUACAACCACAGUGUGUUCGGUCCUUUGAAAGGAAAAGGGGGUGAUCUGGGCGGCAAAACGGACGAGGAGUUGAUUCAGGAUCUCAUUCAUAUUCACAAUGCAGAAAACUGGUUGGGAAUGGACGGGGACAGCGAUUUGUCGAUGUUCAAUACGCGGAAGGAGCUGGACGAGAAUUUGGUGGGACCGAUUUCGCCCAAAGUUCCAGAUGACCGUUCAACGAGAAACGAAUCAGAAGUGACUUCAACCUCGAAUCCACGCUGUGAAUCAACCUGUGAUACUUCAUCGUCAAUUCCGAUAUGCAACGAGACUGUGAUAAUGCCGUCUCUGAGCAAGAGACAAACUGUGGCCACUCAGACUGGUCACGAGGCACCGGACAUGAUGUUCAACCCUGACAAAAUGACGUCGGACGAGCAUUGCUAUGAAUGCAAAGUCCGCUACAGGGAUCCCAAACCCCAGGAUCUGAUCAUGUAUCUACAUGCUUGGUCUUAUAAGGGUCCGGAUUGGGAAUACAAAACUCCACUCCCAGAAUGGGCCAAAACCGAAUGGACCAGCCACUCUGAUCACCUCCAUCACACCUCAUAGCAAUCAGUUUUCUACCCUCACACAUGAUGUUCCCACGAAGGGAUUUUCUUUUUUAUUUUAGCAUAAAUUGUAAUGUUAACUUGACAUAAUUCAUCACCGACGCAUCAAGUUAGUUUAAUAUUGGACAUGUUAUCGAUUAUUUCAAAGGGUUAAAAAAUCAGUUUUCACUCUUCUUUUUUGUAAUAAUUAUAAGAUAAAUUCAUUCAUUUGAUAUUAGUUUCUCGUAUUUGCACAGUUCAUUCGAUACAAAUAUUCUACUUUCAUUACGGAUACGUUUUUAUUUCGAAAGCCUUUUUUUAUUGGAAUCAAAACGAACAGAGACAAAAGUGAAACAGUUGUGUAUGAAAUACCAGUUAAAAUUGUUGAGACGCGAACCGAAAUUAAGUCUCAAGUAGAAAAAAUCGAACACGUGCGGCUUAGUAAUUGUCAUGUAGAUAAAUAUUUGAUUUCAUGAUUCGUCUCAAAUUGUAAACCGUGAACAAGAAUUCAUUGAGUCUUAAUUUUUUUCAAAACAACCGAUACAUUUUCAAAUGAAAUUACUGGAGAAACAACUUUCAUUAAGGAGGUAUGAACUGCAAAAUUAAGCAGAGUUGAAUGCACUUCAACAAAAUUGCAGAUGAAGUAUGUUUAUUCGAUUAUUAUUUUAUUAAAAUCAAAGAUUUUUUGAAAAAUUAAUCCUCUUUAGAUUGAAAGCUUUAGACGUCUAAUUAUGAUAAAAAUGAAGACAUUAUCUGGUAAUUUUGAAUUAAGCAAGUGCCUGAAAUUUCUUCAAUCACUCGAACAGAAAAGUUUAAUGAACAGUAGUAAAAUCUAUUGAAUACUUUUUAUUCUUAGACUUCAAGCAUGGCUACAAAAUUGUCACUCAACUCAGUUUUAAUUUUUUGUUCAUUACCCGUAUAUUUUGUCAAUUUCUAUUAUAGUACAAUUAAAAAUUUUUCUAAAUUACUGUUCUCUACAAAUUGUUUCACUACAUUUUACAUUCCUGCAUAAAAUAAAUGAGACCAAUAUUUUUUUUUUUUUUUUGACAAAGGAAGAGUUGGCUGAGUUUUUGUUUAGUUUCAAAUAUUUUCAGCUCAGUUAACCUCGGUUUGCAGAGAAAAAACCAAAGCUACAUCCAGAUUUCGUCCUAUUUUACAAUUUGGAUACCACCAUAAGAAAAAUAAAGAACACUUUUUUAUGGCGAUAUUCAUGAAUUGUGACAGUAAAUUUCUAGACUAAAAUCUAUCAAUUUCUGGAUAUCUCUGUGAACAACCCCAAAAAAUUACUUUAAAAAUACCAUAGCGUUACCAAUUAUCGUUGAUAAGGAGUUUGAAAGACUAGAUUUUUAGAAUAUUAUAUCGAUUUUUAUGGAAAUAUAUUAUUUAAAAUUACCUGAAACAAUAGAUAUAAUUUUUGUUGAAUAGUCUUUUGAAAUUCUAACCGUUGACAUUUGUAAUUAGAUAUUGAUAGUUUGAACUGGUCUGUUCAAACGGUCGACAUCUAAGAUGUGGUUUAAAAAAAUAUUAUUCGUUAUAAUAGCAAUGUCUGUUUUCUUCCAGUUAUAUUGUCUCUGAAGUCACAUUUUGAAUAGAAAAAUUUUUUUUUGUCAGUCAGGUUUCUGUUUUCAGAUAACGGAUUGUUCGAAUUUAUUGAAUGGCUAGAUAAGUGGUUUAGGAAAUAAGAAAAUUAAAUUUAAAAAAUGUUUUUUGCAUGUAAAUAAUGAAUUUGUGAUCCCGCUAUGAAUCGAAAUUUCAAUGCAGAAUCAAAACAUGAAUUUGUUUCAGAUACUUGAAAUCUCGUUUUUUUCUGUAAAAAAAAUUGCAUGUCUAGAGGACAAUAAGUUGAAGUUUCGGACAUAGACUGUGCUAAAGAAUAGUGGGACCUACUUUUUCUGUUUCAGUUCGUUGUAAAUUAUCUUUAUAGUAUUAUUGGAAAUUAUCAAUAAAAGAUUAUUGUAUAAAAGACAAAAUUUCUGAACAUAUCAGUAGUUUCAGAGAUAAAAUAUGAAUUCUGUCUUCAUAACACGAAAAUGAAAAUUUGAAAUAAAAAUUAACUUGAAUGUUUCCAUCUUGCUGGAAACUUUUUCAUACAAUAAGAAAUAUUUUCGGAAAAAUCAUCCAAGAAAUGCAAAAUCUCAAAUAUAUUUUCAUAGUUCACAAUCACUUAUUGGAGAAUUGCUAAGGGAAAAGUAUCACUAAAGUGAUCAUGUAAUUGUAAAAUGAUGAUUUUUGAAGACAGGAAAUAUAUAGGUAAUAUUAGUGAUUUCUUAAAAGACAAUAUAUUGCAUUAAAAAUAUUUUCUCAAUAAGAAACUCCUUUCCUCUAUUAGCUAAGCUUUUCUGUAAUUUUCUUUCAGCAUUUUGAAAUGAGUAUAUAGAUUUAUAGUUUGUAAAUCAUUACUACAAUAAAAAUGUAAUACUC